AUGAGAGAUUCCAACUACAAGUCCAUCUCAAAUAAUCGGGCUGCAGUCACCAUCACAACGAGUCUCUACGACCGUCGUGCUUUGGAUGUAACUGCAGACAAACCGCUCGUCAACUCUUUAAACCACUUGACUUAUCUUGUUUCUUCCAGCGCCAAAGUUCGUGAAACGCUCUCAAACGACGGCGGAAUCGAACGCUUGGUAGAGAUCCUUCACGAGUGUCACAAUACCACUUACAACGUGAACGACACCAUUUUUAACAGCGAAAUUAAGUUGCUCACUGCCUGGAAAUGGACAUUAGCUUUUCAAUGUCUAGUUCUCGUGGGCACUCGAGGAACAGAGAAAAUUCGCCAGAAAGUAGUGCGUGCUGGCAUUCUUCCUAUUAUUGCCACCGUCUUGGAUAACUACAUGAGUCUUCACGAGGGCAGUUUUGUGGCUCUUGCUUCUUCUACUCAGGAUCCACUGCUGUGCUUGCACUACCAGGGCCAACCUUCCUACGUCAGCGCUUUUGCAGACGAAACCCAGAGUGCCGCGUACAUGAAUAUCCGUUUCCCACCCGCUGCCCCAGAGGCGGAGCGGCUUUCGCAGGUCGAGAACCCGCAUGACGCACAUAACGGCUCCAUUCGGGUUGGCUCCCGUGACACUAGAGCAGACCGCCCCGAUGCUCGUUCGGGUUACUUCAGCAACAGCCACAUUAACAGCUUGACAAGUGAGGACUUCGAUAGCCUUUCCGUUGACCAACUUUUCAAACUUAUCCGUGGCAACCAUGCACCCGAGCAGUCUGGGCGGAACUCGGUCAACAAUGACAUACGAAGACGUUUCCUCAUCAUCAGUAUUAUUAAGAAGUUGCGUGAGGAAAAAGAAGGUGAUGACCUUGACCAGGGUGCCUUCCAGCGCGAGUAUGAUAUGGACAACAACUUGCAGUUCCUCUCCGAUUUGUACUUACAAGACGAAAAGGCAACGCACUUUUCUUCAGCGAUCCAUUCGAAAAUCGCUCCGCGUAACUUUACUGAAACCGGCGUGGUGAUUCCGCGCGAUGACGAUGUUGUGUGGUGUUUGCAACUUUUAGCUUACAUCUCCAAGUAUCCAUAUCUUAAGGAAGUAUUGCAGAAUACGCAUUUGAUCAUCGACAUGAGCAUUCGUGAUAAACAGUUGCGUAUGUUUGCUGAGCGUCAGAUGAAGGCGAAAAUGCGGCCAGAAAUGGACAUUGCCUCACGCCAAACUCUUACCCCGAGAUCACGAAAAGGAAGACUCUUUUCCCCUGGUGCUUUGCCCCACUCAUCUGCAGCUAUGAGUGGAAACUCAGACACCUAUAUUGAACGCUUCAAUCCUUCUCCUUCGAACUCGCCUCAAAUGCUGAGCGACUUAAACAUCCGCAAUGAUAAUUUUGAUUUGGGAGAUGAUAAGCUCGACUUGUACAACAAACCAGACGAUGAAGGCUUGACUGAAAAUGCUGAAGCAAACGACUUUGACGAUGACUUGGACGACUUUGACGAAGAUAGCGAUCACCGUAAGAAAAGCUUUGAUGAUGAAGUAGAUGACUACUUAUCCAACUUUGACGACAAUGUGACCGUGACUGCGCAGAACUCCACUUAUUUGAACAAGUUGUAUGAUUCCAUUAUUGACGCUGAGUCUAUUACGAACGACUUAAGCCGGGAUAUUGCUUUAUUUCACAUUAGCGACAAGGUCAACAAAUACAUCGAGGCAGAGUGCAAGUCCUUGAGCGAUACUAUUAUAAGGAAGCGGUUGGAGCAAAAAGAGUACCUUUCGCGAAAAUGGGACUACGAGACUUACCAACAUUUCGACAUAGAUCAUGAUAUGAGGGAAGAUUGCGAUUACGACGAGUCACUCAUCGAGUACAAGAAGGUUAACUUGUUCCCGAUGGUUGAAAAAUUUACUUUUUUGGCUGGCACAGAUAUGUAUUACUGGUCUGGUGUCAUCAUGAGAAACCUGUGCCGUCGCAAUGAUUUUAAAGGAGGCGUGAGACAAUGUGGCAAUCUUGAAUGUGGCAAGUGGGAAAAGUACCCUAAAGAAUUUAGCAAGUGCAAAAAAUGCAAGCGCACAAAGUAUUGUUCAAGAGAAUGUCAAAUGCGUGCUUGGCAUUGCCACCGAAAUUGGUGUGUCCCAAGUAAUGCAUCUACAAAUUCCACUGCUACGGCGACUUCUGGUGCCACUAAUUAUGAUGCCUCUCAUGAAAUUGCCACAGUUAACACUGCGCCUUCAGACUCCGAAGGGCUAAAUUCGAAUACGGGAGAUUUAUCCCAGUAA
Clavispora lusitaniae ATCC 42720 is the source of this 2265-nucleotide messenger RNA. RefSeq names its product Mub1p (gene MUB1). NCBI's taxonomy places the organism in Eukaryota, Fungi, Ascomycota, Pichiomycetes, Serinales, Metschnikowiaceae. Gene Ontology annotation, cellular component: MUB1-RAD6-UBR2 ubiquitin ligase complex. Gene Ontology annotation, biological process: establishment or maintenance of cell polarity; ubiquitin-dependent protein catabolic process. The record is from RefSeq and is a predicted model, not a curated record.